CUUAUAACGAAAUUCUAGAACUUGAAUGUUAUGUUAUUGUUUUAUGUACUUAAACUUUAUUAUAAGCUUCCAAUUUCAAGCAGAGUAAGGAAGAUGAUUUAUGAGAUAAGAAGAUAAUUAAAGAGAUCCAAAACGAUUAACAAUCCUUGACAAUUAAAACAUCGACUAUUGUGAUAAAAUAUAUUUUGCCCAUUAUUUUCUAUUAAAACUGAUCAUAUAGAUAUGAACUGAAAAUAAAGAUAACUUUCUGAUGGCAACACCUUAUGAGUCAAAUAUCACCCAAAUUUGGGUUUGGAACUUCCUUGUAAACAAAGAUUUGAAUUGGGAUUGGAAUUAUCCUUCAGUCUGAAAUAAAUUCUUAAUAAUUCAUUCUCAAACUAAAAUAUAAAAUAAAAGGAAAAACAAAAAUAUAUCUUCAGAAUAAUAAAAUGGGUCUUGAAACUGAUGUGGUGACGAGCAGACUUGAAGAAGGUUUUCAUUCUCCUCCUGCAGAACCCUGCUCUGUUACAGGAAAAACCCAGGAGAUUUCUCUGAAUGUUGACAUUGCCUUGACUGAAUCCAACCCUCUUAGUCAUCUUCAAAAUCUAACUGAGCCAAGUGAUGGUCAAGACGAUAUUAAACCUGGUGAGUUCGUGAAUAUGAGGAUGCAAUUGACAGAAGACGACUCUGAUGACAAAACUAAGGCUAUUGACAUCGGAAGGGAAUUUGGUGAAGAUGAAGUUAAGGAUGGAGAAAUCAGUGGAGAGGAUGAAAAUGAUACUGGUGCAAUCGGAGAAAGCAGCGAGUUCCACGAGUAUGACGAUGUAUGUGUUAAAGACGAAAGCGAUGAUAAUGAUAGCAGCGAGGAUGAAACUGAGUCUGAUGACAGCGUAGCGAAUAGCGAGGAUAAAGAUGAGGAUGAUUCUAAUGAUGAUUCCAAAGAUGUUGUCGAAACAACUGGAACCAUCAUGAACAUAGUUAAAGGUUCUGAUACUGUUCCUUGUAAGACGGCAAAAGAUUACAAGGCUCGUAUUAGAUUCCUGGAAGAACAAUGUCGAAACGCUAUUCAAGAACGAGAAAACAAGUUACGCCAAAGAGAAGAGAUCUUGCUACUGAAAGAUAAAUCAUUGAGAAUAAGGGAAGAAUUUUUGGAGCUCAAGGUGACACGCUUUAGACUGGAAUCUCAGAAAGAAUUGAAUUCUGGAAAUCAAUUUGUGAACUCGAGUAUAACCUCUAACCGUCGUGGAAAAAGGUCUAACAACAACAUGUCCAAGAGGAAGAUCACAUUGUCCACGCAUGACCAAAAAAUAGGGGAAGAUGGUGACCAGAUCGAAGGAGAUCAAGUGAGUGCUGAUAAAGGCCCAGACAUGAACACGGAAGAUGAUAAUGUGGAGGAGGACGAAGAUCUAAUUCAUUCCAGUAUAAAGAAGUUGAGAAUGGAUCCUGCCGAAGAAGGAGAGAUGUAUUAAAAUCCCAUUUCAGCAUAUUCAAUCUUUGUUAAUAAUUUAAUAUUCAUUGCUGCUUAGUUUAAUCUGAUUUCAUUUAAACUAUUUUUAAUCAGCAGCUCAUAUUCUUGUUCAGGUGAUAGUUUCAAGUUUGAUAUUUGCCUGAUAAUCCAA
Messenger RNA from Eurytemora carolleeae, 1598 nucleotides. RefSeq names its product protein PFC0760c. The transcript has 3 exons. The coding region runs from base 429 to 1448 and encodes 339 amino acids. NCBI's taxonomy places the organism in Eukaryota, Metazoa, Arthropoda, Copepoda, Calanoida, Temoridae. The record is from RefSeq and is a predicted model, not a curated record.